This is a messenger RNA of Racocetra fulgida, 987 nucleotides long. The record is from the annotation of a GenBank genome assembly. Lineage: Eukaryota; Fungi; Glomeromycota; Glomeromycetes; Diversisporales; Gigasporaceae.
GGGCAGUUUCAUGAAUGGUACCAGGGCAUUAUUUUAAGGGCGGUUUCGUUACACAAAAGAUCAAAGGAAAAAACGGUCCAAAAAGAUCAAAUUGAAAUUAACCAACGAGCCGAUGUCCUACUCAAGGUUAUUACUGCUAUUAAAAAUUUAGAAGAGCAAUUAGAAUUAGAAAAUAUUGGUCAAUUAGCAAGUGACAUCUAUAAAUUAAAAUGGUCGCUUGAAAAUUUUUGCUCCUCGAGAAGAUGCCAUAUUAAUUAUACUGCUUUAACGAAGCUUUUGAACGAAUAUGGCUGCUACUAUUCUGAAAAAAAACUCAGUAAUCAAUUGGUUAGAGGAAUUUUGCAACGUCAUGUUAUUGAAAUGGUUAUUAAACAUGCAAAUAAAUAUCUCCAAAUCAACUACGAAAAUGAAAAAUCUCUGGAAAUAAUCUUAGAUGAUAAAGAAUAUUCUCUAGAAACAAUUAUGACUUUAACUACAAUAAAGUUAUUAAAGUGUAUGGAAUCAUUUUCACAACAACGCGCCGGAACAGAUGAAGUUACUCAAACUGCACCUACUAAAUUACGCCAACUGGUUUAUGUCAUCCUUGGCAAUCGGGGAUUUUCAGAAACUUUAAAUGAAGGCGAACAUCCAUUUAUCAUAAAAUUACGAAAUCUCGUCAUAGAAAGCCUUAAUCAAUAUCGUACAAUAAAAGAUCCACAGAAAAGAGAUGAAAUUGAACAUAUGGCUACUGAAUUAAUUCGUCAUAUUAUUUCAAUUUUUUGUUUCCGCAAAAAUGUUAGAGAGCCAAUUGUUGAGUAUAAAUGGUAUAAAUAUUCCGAUGAAUUUGAUGCAUUAUGUAUGGAAGCGUCAUUAGAUGAAGAUGAAAUUGAUAAAAUAAUGGUUGAUGUUUGCACUUUUCCUUUAAUUGGAACUAAUCUUGAGCAUGAAGAAAAAUGCAAAGUAAUCUCCCAGGCGUCGGUUCUAACAACAGAUAAAAUAAAAUUUUGA